Cuscuta europaea is the source of this 1713-nucleotide messenger RNA. The record is from the annotation of a GenBank genome assembly. Lineage: Eukaryota; Viridiplantae; Streptophyta; Magnoliopsida; Solanales; Convolvulaceae.
UUAGAGCCGUUUCUUCAAGAUACCCCAUUUUGAAAUGCCCCCCGUCCUGUUUCAUCUCUCAAGCCACCCCUAUCUUUUCUCUGCGGAAGCAUCGUUCCACUUCUUCCAAUAAUCGAUCUGCAGGAACGGAACACACUGGCAAUUACAGCUAUUUGAAUAUGGAGGGCAGAGAUAGAAUCAAUGAACUCCCUUUGGAUAUACUUGACAAUAUCUUGGGAUUAUUGUCAAUUGAAGAAGCAGCUAGAACAGCUAUUCUGUCCACUUUUCUGAGAGAUGCUUGGUAUGGUCUUACACAGCUCAACUUUGGCCCCGGCUUUGCUCGUGCAAAAUUUUACGGGGUAUAUCACUAUCUGGAUGCAAUCAAAAAAGUCCUCAAGCACCAUAGAGGACCUAUUCGAAAGUUUUCCUUUUACUAUUGUUGGCCAGUAUAUAAGCCUGAUUUUGAUAAGUUGCUCCGAUUCGUCACGCAGAAAGGUGUUGAAGAACUCUACAUUGAAUCAGAUAAUGACUGUUUCAGGAAAUAUCGAUUGCCUUAUUGCAUCUAUACAUGCCGGACAUUGAAGAUAUUGCAUCUCACUGGUGUUAGAAUUGAACCUAUAAGCCCCCCUUGUAUUUUCCCAAAUGUCACUUCGCUUUAUUUCAGAAAUGUCUACUUUGGAUAUAAGAAUCUUCUACCUUGUGCCAUCGAUGUUCCUUUGCUUCAGGAUAUGUCUUUUAACCGCUGUGUUGGCAUAUUUUGUUUUAACAUUAUGGCUCCAAAGCUUGGUAGUUUAACAAUCAACAAUUGUUCUUCUUACGACAUGUAUGAUGUUGAUGAUGAAGAUGAUGAUGGUAAUGGAUUUGUUGUUGAUGAUGAUGAUAAUGUUGACGACGACAAUAGUGUUAGCUUUAGCAGUGAUGAUGAUGACGCGGACAGUGAUGGCUUUAGUAGUGGUGCUAGUGACAGCAACAGUGAUAGCAUUGGUAGUGAUGAUGAGGAAGAAGAAGACGAUGAUUUUAGCGAUGAUGAUGGCGGUGGCAGUGGUAGUGAGGAUGUUGAGGAUGAGGACAUUGACACAUUAGGUGGUGGCUUUCUCCCAUUUCACUUGGAUUUGAGAUCUAUUCAUAAGCUUCAUUUGUGUUGUGAUUCCAUUGAGUACUUCGUUGAUGAAUAUAAUAGAAAGGGACUACAACGGACAGCAUUAAAUGUAGAAUAUCUGGAGAUAUCAGGUGUAUUAAACCCAAAAUUUGACAAUAUUUAUCAUUUCACUAAUUUGCUUCAGAAAUGCCCAAGAUUACGCGAACUGAGCUUAUAUUUUAAGUUUCAUGAUUCAGACUCGCCUACUAGUAUUGGAGAUAUAUCUAACCUUUUGGAGGGGCUUCAUGGAAUGCAUGAAACACAUUACAUGCUCAGAACUUUGAACAUUUCCAUAAUCAAGGGAUCAAAGACGGAAAUGCUCUUCAUGAAGGGAUUACUUGCCUGCUUUCCGACAUGUCAGAAGUUGUCCAUUUCUUGUUGCAAAAAGUUCUCCUCCCGCAUGGAGUUUGAAUUUAAGCAGACGAUUAAGCGUCUUACUCGCCCCUUAACAAUAAAGUCAGAAAUUGCUUUCAUUCAUUAAGAUUUUAUUUGGUUUGAAACAUCUCCUAAAGCCUCAUAUGUUACAUACUUGUUUUUUGUUGUGCUAUACAGUAUAUGACAACAAGAAUAUGAGGAGUUAUACCGGCAUUUGCAAU